GAGAUGCCUACUAAUAUAGACAUUACUAUUAAGACUUUAGAUGGAAACUCGAGGAAGUUUGAAAACAUAUCGAACGAGCUGACAGUGAAAGAGCUGAAAGAAAAAAUAGCUGGCAGAGUCAAUAUCCCAGCAGACAGGCAGCGUCUCAUCUAUGCUGGUCGUGUUUUGAACGACACUAAUGCUCUCUCAACUUACAAUCUAGACGGCCAGGCCAUCCACCUAGUUGAACGACAGCCAGUGUCUAAUCAGCCAAAUAAUGCUGCUGGAAAUGCUUCCGCUCAAAAUGCUGGAGCUGCACCUCAUCGUCACAUGGGGCCAAUGGGCUGGCAACGAAGUCCUCUGAAUCCUAACAUGGGGCCAAUGGGCUGGCAACGAAGUCCUCUGAAUCCUAACAAUCCUAACAUGCCUCGAACGCAAGUGCGAGUUGUCGUCGGAGGUAACCCAUCCAGAGGUGUUGGAAGAGCAGUCCCGAUGCAUGGAUUCCCCGGUGCCAGACCUCCACAUCAAGUGCCACCAGAAUUCUUGGCGCGUGGUGGAAGACCGCCUGGUUUUACUAGAAUGAGAAUGAAUCGACCUCAGUUUCCUGGCGACUCGGGAAGGCCAGCAACUACUCCGGUUGAUGCUGGUGCAAAUCGCGUAGAACAUUGCAAAAAGUACAUUGCAAGUACAAAGCAUGUUUUGCGCCACCUGAAACGCUUGAAGGAGAGAAUCAAUAAUGCAGAUCAGUCAACUUCAAAUGAAGAAGCGUCCGGGGCUAGUGGUACCGAAAAUAAUGAGGAAAGUGAAAAUUUAGAGGAAAUGGAAUCACCGGAUACGCAAACUCCUCAAGAUGAGCCAGUGACCGUAAAUGCAGAAGAAACGACUGACGGAACUCAGAGAUCAACUGGUCCUGCGCCUCAAUCGGGACCUACUACAGAUAAUCAACAAAACUUGCCGCGAGCUUAUCCCGCCGCUGAAAUUAUAACGCUACACAGAUCUGUAAAUGAAUGUGAAAAAGAACUGCAAGAAUUUGUUGACUUGUGUGAGACUGUUUUAGCUAAUGUAAACGUGGAACAGCCUCGAAAUAUUCAGAACAUGCAUCGAACACUGAUACAUGGCAUUGGAGAGGCAACUCAUUUUCUCGCACAUGCACAGCAUUCACUCUCUGACCUUUACACAAAUUUGUCUCAUCUUCCGCCGGUAGCAAUGGCCCACCCGGUUGCGGUUAAUGCAUUCACGGCUAUCGAAAUUGUACCUCAAUUGGCCACUAUGAAUGGCCCUGUGAUGCAGCAGCCUCCAAUCAACAUUCCGAACGGACCUGUACCUUCGUCAAUCCCGACACCCAAUGCGGCAGCCACGCCAAACAACACUCCUAAUCCAGUUCCGAAUAACCAAACUCCUCCAAGAAUGCCGCAGAUCCCGCCACAGUUUCCACCACAAUUCCCGCCCCAGUUUGCAAAUCUAGCUAAUAUGGCGUUCUCGGGGUUUGUACCGGGGCCCAACGCUGUUCCGGUAAACGUUCAGAGGUUUACAAUGCCCGGUACGAAUAACACAGCUUUCAGAGCCUCAUUUAGAACUGCUGUACCUAUGAAUGUUCCUCCUGUUCCGCAGAAUACGGAGCAAAACUCUACUGCGACUGGGAAUCCCAACACUGCGAAUGUAAACAAUACUCAAAAUAACAUAGGAAAUCAUGUUCCCAACGCAGAGAACGAUCCGCAAAACACAAAUAACGCAGAUUCAUCAGAGCCGCCUGGGAGAACCGGUCCAACGGUAAACGUUUCAGGGUUGCCUCCGGGGAUCCAAAUUUCCUCAGAUUCUUUCGGUCCUCGGGAUCCAUUUGUGCCUUGCAAUUCAAGAUUCUUUCAACCCCAACCGUCUAAUCGGCCUGCAAGUAGUGCUAGAACCGCUGGUCAGCCAGAUUCGAAUCAGAACCCACUGCAAAAUGAGGGUGAAGCUGUGCCAAAUCAACAGCAAAAUGAGAACCCUAACGAUCCGCUUGGUGGAAUGGGCGCCAAUCUACAGAACUUGAUGCAAAACAUGUUCGCUGGAAACAAUGACAUGUCUGUCGAGAUGAACCAAGACUCAGUAGCCGUUGAUCCUAGUCGUCCGAUUGCGGAACAAAUCCAAGAAAUUUUGAAUAAUGUCAUGUCGGCUAGAAAUCCAGGAGGUGUUGGGCAGGAUCCUAACGUCGUAUUUUCCGAUGUUCAAGUCGAGUUUCAAGGAGAUCCAAUAGUUGAUGGAUCAUAUUCCGAGGAGCAUGAAGAUCAAUCAAAUCAACAGCAAAUGAACAACCCUUUAAAUGCAAUGCUAACAAGCAUGCUUCAAUCGGGAAUGGGAAAUCCACAAACUAGUCUGUAUGAUAUGCUGCAAAUUGGAAAUUCAGAUGCGAAUGCCGGGCUGUUAAAUGACGUGACAAUGGUAUUCGCUAGAGUGAUGACGGUUCCAGAUAUGAUAGCGAUGAUAACUGGACAGCCGAGUGCAAUUUCACGCGCGCGAGAACCUCUAAGACAAUUUGUUAAUCAGAACUUACUUCAAAAUGAAGAGUAUAGCGACGAUUUGUUGCGGCGAAGGAUAAGAGAAGGAAUCCGAGCCGACAGGACCCUGGAUCUUGGCACUGUGCAGUUCAGAGAAGGAGUCAAUGGCAGGGAAUCAUUGCAUCAAUUUUUUGAGCAGCGAAUAUUCGAUUUGUGUCAAUUCGCUCGGAACUCACAACUAACUGACAAUCAAUUUGCAGAAAACGCUAUGCAGUUUUUCAGCAAGUUGUUGUAUGAACUGAUUGUUUUGUUUUCCCAAAUCUUGCAUUCCUCGCAGAGUGUAGAAACGGUGCUAGCAAACACACUGCUGGUCGAUUUUCUAAGAACACGUGAUGCAAAUCAGAACGACUCGAAUCAAACCCCACCCACCUUUUUCGGUAUGAAUCUAGCAGGAAUGGAACCAAUGAUCACCAUGUUAGUUACCCAACAGUUGUCAAGUUUCUCUACAGUUGCCUCAACUCGAGUCCAAGUUUCAGAAAUUGAGCACUUUAUUGUCAAAACCGAGCCGCAAACGUCCACAGAAAGCGUAAAACCAGAACCUAUGGACUGCUCAGAAUCAAGUGAAAAAGAAAGUGGUCCGACUUCGUCAAAUGCGGGUGUCAAAACUUCUACUAGUUCAGCAGUUCGCCCUAAAAUUCGUGCGAAUUCUCAAAAUCAUAACAGCCACGCUAGACUAAGUUUCAACGUACUUUUACCCGAAGAUCCGGAGUCUUUGAACUUGUUUGAUGAAAACAAUGUAAUGCGGGCACGCGAAAGCUGGCUAGAAGUUUUAAGAAGUGACGAAGAAAAACAACAACAAGAGGAGUUUGAGCGGUAUUUUAGUGACGCCUAUUUGUUCGGAGUACCGGCGAGACAUAGGAGUCUAAUGACAUCUGGAAAUGCAUUGGGAUAUGCUGGCUCAAUGCGUGGCUUACUCCACAGAACUUUGGCAAAUUUGAGCAGUUCAAAUAUUUCCGAUGAUGCGUCUCGAAAUGCAUUGCGUGAAAGUAUUGAAGAUGACGACACAGUUCAAGACUUGUUCAGUGAUGUUCUCAGACAAGAUAUACGCAGACGGUUUGAGCAAGAACCGGAAUUGCGAAACAGAACUUGGACUAAAAAGUACUGCGAAGAAAAGAAAUGAGGCCUUCUUGAAGUGUAGCACUAUCUUUAUUGGCACCUUUAACAGUGUUUAUAACUAAUGUGGUUUUGUUUCUGAGGCGUUAUUUGUAAUUAUUUAAUCUGGUGAAAGUUUAGGAAUUGAAAUAUUUUAUUUUAUUGACUAAAAUUGAAUCAUUUUGCGCGGAUUAUUUUUUCUGUCAUUUCUAGGUUUCAUUGAAAUCGAUCUUGUUUUUUUUUUAAAUAUGAGUA
Messenger RNA from Symsagittifera roscoffensis, 3860 nucleotides. RefSeq names its product large proline-rich protein BAG6-like. Gene Ontology annotation, molecular function: misfolded protein binding; polyubiquitin modification-dependent protein binding. Gene Ontology annotation, cellular component: BAT3 complex. The coding region runs from base 4 to 3633 and encodes 1209 amino acids. The transcript has a single exon. The record is from RefSeq and is a predicted model, not a curated record. Lineage: Eukaryota; Metazoa; Xenacoelomorpha; Acoela; Convolutidae.